This is a messenger RNA of Rhipicephalus sanguineus (brown dog tick), 770 nucleotides long. Its product is annotated as protein D1-like. Bases 3 to 770 code for a protein of 255 amino acids. The transcript is spliced from 2 exons. The record is from RefSeq and is a predicted model, not a curated record. NCBI's taxonomy places the organism in Eukaryota, Metazoa, Arthropoda, Arachnida, Ixodida, Ixodidae.
CGAUGGCGUCGUCUCAGUGGAGUCGCCCAGCAGGGCUCGUCCUCGUGCUGUCCCUGGUCGUCCACCCAUCGCGUCGCGUCCUCGUCGCGGGCCAGGAAUCCGAUGUCAAGGAGAGAUUGGCCAACCUGGUGUACGACGGCAUCGUCGAGGAUCUCACGCACUUCGCGCCCGUCGACGUGCUCUACGUCUACUACAAGAGGGGCGUCAACGUCGCGAUGGGCAACACGCUGAGCGUCUCAAACACGUCGCGUCAGACGGAGGACGUGAGCUUUAACGCGUCGCCCGACAACUACUACACCGUCAUGCUGGUCGACUUGGACGCGCCGAGCAGGUCUCAGCCCAGCCUGCGCAGCUACCGCCAGUGGCUCGUCGUCAACGUGCCGGCUACGAUGAACCUUCUGGAUGGAACGACCGUCACGGAGUACAUCGGUCCCCGGCCCGCUCACGACACCGGACUGCAUCGUUUGGUGUUCCUUGUAUACUCGCAGGGCAUGCGACGCCUGAACGCGCACGAUCUGGUGGACAGUGCGCGUUCGCAGUUCGACGUGCGCGCUUUCGCCAACGCCAACGACCUCGGUGAUCCGAUCGGUAUCAACUACUUUCUCGUCGAGGUGCGCUCGGCCAGGCCUCGAGCAGGACUCGCGGCAACAGCACACUCCAUCACAGCUGACGGACUACUACGAAUGCUUUCGCUGGUCUCGCUGGGCCAACUAGCCACGCGAUGGGCUUGCGCCGUGACGAUAUCUGGAACACUUUUGCACUGUUUCUGA